AUGUCGCUACCCAAGAGAAUCGUUAAAGAAACCGAGCGUUUGAUACAAGAACCUGCACCUGGCAUAAGCGCUACACCUCACGAAGAAAAUCUCCGUUACUUUGAUGUCAUCAUUGCCGGACCGAGCCAGUCUCCUUUUGAAGGUGGUGUUUUCCAACUUGAGUUGUUUUUACCCGAAGAGUAUCCAAUGGCACCACCCAAGGUCCGUUUCAUUACUAAAAUAUACCACCCAAACAUCGAUAAACUUGGCAGGAUUUGUUUGGACAUUUUGAAAGACAAGUGGUCGCCGGCUCUUCAAAUUCGUACGGUGCUUCUCUCCAUACAGGCUCUUUUGUCGGCUCCCAAUCCAGAUGAUCCAUUAGCAAAUGAUGUUGCACAACACUGGAAAGAAAAUGAAAAAGCGGCCAUUGCUACAGGUGACAUUUUUUCCACUAAAUUGGAUUUUAGUUGCUCAAAGUCAAAGACCCCACAUGAGUUGGUGAAAUCUGUAAAGGAUGCCGUUAAUAAGUUAGACAGCAUGGAUAAAAAGAAGGCAAGCGAAGACAUAUCGAAAAAUUUAUUGUCAAUGAAAAAUAUUCUUUAUGGUGAAGGAGACAGCGAGCCAGUUCAAGAAACUGUCGCACAAUUAGCGCAAGAAGUAUACAACAACGAUAUUUUGCAAUUACUUGUACUUAAUAUCUGGCGAUUUGAAUUCGAGGCAAAGAAAGAUGUUUCACAAAUAUUUAACAACCUUUUAAGAAGGCAAAUUGGUUCAUUGACACCUACUGUCGACUAUUUAAAAAAUAAAGAAGAUAUCUUAUUUACUUUACUCAAGGGAUAUGAAAAUUCCGAAGUAGCACUCAAUUGUGGAUUGAUCCUUAGAGAAUGCCUCCGACACGAAUCGUUAACUAAAAUUAUUUUGUAUUCUCCUCAAUUUUAUAACUUCUUCGAAUAUGUGGAGCUGAGUACUUUUGAUAUUGCUAGUGAUGCAUUUGCCACAUUCAAGGAAAUAUUAACACGGCAUAAAACGUUAGUAGCUGAAUUUUUGGAUACAAAUUAUGAUAGGUUUUUCGAAUCAUACACCAAAUUAUUGAAUUCGAAUAACUAUGUAACUAAGCGACAGUCUUUGAAGUUACUCGGUGAAAUUUUAUUGGAUCGUUGCAAUUUUAAUGUGAUGACUCGAUAUAUCGCGAACGCAGAGAAUUUGAAAUUAAUGAUGAAUUUAUUAAAAGAUAAAAGUCGUAAUAUCCAAUUUGAGGCAUUUCAUGUGUUUAAGAUAUUUGUAGCAAAUCCAAACAAGAACAAAUCAAUUUCCGACAUUUUAUGGAAAAACAAGGAGAGACUGAUCCAAUUCUUGGGAAAUUUCCAUAACGAACGCCAUGAUGAUGAACAAUUUAAUGAUGAGAAGGCAUUUUUACUUAGACAGAUUCAAGACUUGAAAUGCUCAAAUGACUUAAAAGACUAA
This is a messenger RNA of Cetraspora pellucida, 1443 nucleotides long. The record is from the annotation of a GenBank genome assembly. NCBI's taxonomy places the organism in Eukaryota, Fungi, Glomeromycota, Glomeromycetes, Diversisporales, Gigasporaceae.